Molecule: messenger RNA, 9466 nt
Organism: Mus musculus (house mouse)
Lineage: Eukaryota; Metazoa; Chordata; Mammalia; Rodentia; Muridae
Gene: Zfyve26
Product: zinc finger, FYVE domain containing 26
Exons: 42
Coding region: 206-7846 (2546 amino acids)
Biological process (GO): lysosome organization; mitotic cytokinesis; regulation of cytokinesis
Cellular component (GO): early endosome; late endosome; midbody
Molecular function (GO): protein kinase binding; metal ion binding; phosphatidylinositol-3-phosphate binding
Source: RefSeq, a predicted model, not a curated record
UCAUCGCCGCCCGUUCCACCACUCUUCGCAAUGGGACUUGUCACCUGACCGGGAUCAAACAUGGCUGCUCUGGACGGGAAAAUGCAUUCGACUCCCGGAGCAGCUCGUGUGGUGUUUCUAGGGGGUACUUCACGGAUGAGAAAAUUGAGAAUGUAUUUCGCGUAACGCCUCUAUUUUCUAUCUACCUGCACUCUGUGCUGGGAAAAUGAGUUACCCAUUUGGGAAAGAGGAAACCGCUACAGAGGAGGAACUUUUUGAGUUUUUCUGUGAGUGCCUGCGGAGGGGAGACUGGGAGUUGGCACAAGCAUGUGUACCUCAACUACACCGGGGACAAGGAGAGAUCCCCCAAAAGGUGGAGGACAUACUACAGGCGCUGGUGCAGUGUCCCAUUCUGCUAAGAUGUGGGCCAGACAUCAACCCUCAGAGAUUAGCCUGGCUCUGGCUUCUUGUAUUAGAAAAAUGGCUGGCCCCAGAAAAGAAAUUACUUUCUACAGCUAUCCGGAGAAAACUGGAGUUUCUUUUUUUGUCAGAAGACCUCCAAGGUGACAUUCCAGAGACCAUCCUUAAGGAGCUAUUUGAAACACUAGCACAAGGCCCAGCGGGCAGUAUACCUGACAGAAGGACCCCUCAGCUCAGCCCCGAAGCUGUCUCCGUGCUCUGGAAUCUUCUGAAGCAGGCCCCACGGCCAGCCCAGGCCCUCUUGGAGCUGCUGCUCGAGGACCACCACAGUGCCAGCCUGUGCCCUAGUCCUCUGCAGAAAUCCCUGCUGGACCUCAUCCGAGAGGCAUUGCAGACCCUGCGGGACCCUGCCUCUCAGCCCCCCGGGGUGGCCGAUGCUGUCUGUGGAGCCCUUCAGGCUCUAUGCUGCAAAGCUGAGCUACCAGAGAGUGAGUGGCGUGUCCUGUGUGAGGAACUGUUGGAGACCUGCAGGACUGAGGACAGUCCCCUGCAGGAGGAACGGCUCCUUGGUUGCCUGUUGCACAAGGCUGGACGGAACCUACUGUCCCUCUAUGGCCACACCUAUGCAGAGAAGGUGGCAGAAAGACCACCAAAGGCCACACUUUCAGGAAAAGAUCAUCCUGAUCCCGAGCGGGCGAUGCUGGCCCUGUUCUCCACUCCUGACCCAGCCCACGCGUGGAAAAUGGCCUUUUUCUACUGCCUGAGUAACAACAAACACUUCCUGGAGCAGAUCCUUGUGACAGCACUGACCCUGUUGAAAGAGGAAGAUUUCCCAAGCCUUGGAUACCUGCUUGAUAGAGAAUUCAGGCCUCUCAGUCACCUGCUCGUGCUCCUGGGCUGGACACACUGCCAGAGCCUUGAAUCAGCUAAGAGACUGCUCCAGACUCUCUACAGGACCCAGGACCAAGGCCAUGAUGAGCUUCUCAGGGAUGCCUGUGAAGGGUUGUGGGCUCACUUGGAAGUCUUGGAGUGGUGCGUACAACAGAGCAGCAACCUCAUACCAAAGAGAGAGCUCUUGUGUCACUUACAUGGUGGAGACAGCCACUCAGUGCUCUACUCUCUCCAUCAUCUUACAAACCUUCCAGCCCUCAACGAGGAAGAAGUCCUCAAGCUGUUACAGAAGGAACCAACCAAGGACCUCCAGGGAGAGCAUGAGACCCAUGAUGCCUCAGUCCCCGAGCACCUGAGCCAGUGUCAGAGCCUGACCCUCUACCAGGGCUUCUGUGCCAUGAAGUAUGCAGUCUAUGCCCUCUGUGUGAACUCACACCAGCACUCUCAGUGCCAGGACUGCAGAGACAGCGCCUCCGAGGACCUGGCCUUGGUGGAGCCAGGCAGCGAUUCUCUCCCCUCCCCAGGUGCUUCACAUCUCUUCCCUACGUACCUGGCCAGGUGCCGACAGUAUUUACACAGCAUCCCCGCCUCUCUGUGCCUGGAAAUCCUGGAAAACAUCUUCUCACUGCUCCUCAUUACCUCUGCUGACCUUCACCCAGAGCCUCACCUUCCCGAGGACUAUGCCGAGGACGAGGACAUUGAGGGGAAAGGCCCCUUGGGUUUGAGGUCCCCAUCAGAGAGCCCUCAGCACAUAGCCGCAACUGAGAGGAGGUCAGAGCGGGCUUCCAUGGGACCCAGGAACCCUGCUCAUACAGUGCCCGGCUGUCCAAAGGCAGAGCCGAAAGACAGUUCACCAGGGCCUCACAAGCACAGCUUUUUGGAUCUGAAGCACUUUACUAGUGGCGUGAAUGGAUUCCUGGCCGAUGAGUUUGCAAUGGGAGCGUUCCUCAGCCUUCUUCAGGAGCAGCUCACUGAAAUCAGCAGCCACCGCACUCCCGAGGAGACAAAGCUGCCGGAAGACCAGAGCUGUUCAGCGGCCAGAGAUGGACUGCAGAGCCGCCUGCACAGGUUCUCAAAGGUUCUCUCCGAGGCACAGUGGCGGUACAAAGUGGUAACGAGCAACCAGGGCUCAGAAGAGCAACCUUCCCGAAGAUACCGGCCCAUUGCCACGAGGCAUUCUAGUCUCCGCCGAGGUCGUCGGACCAGAAGGACCCGGGCAGAUGGCCGGGAAAGAGGCUCCAACCCAUCCCUGGAAGGGACAAGUAGUGAGCUGAGCACAAGUACUUCAGAAGGGAGUCUGAGUGCUGUGUCUGGGCAGGUGGAGUCAGACAGCCGGUUUCAGACCCAACCUCAGAGUUCGAUCAUCCCCAUGAUGUUCUCCACGCCGGAGUCUCUGCUGGCAUCCUGCAUCCUCAGGGGGAACUUUGCAGAAGCCCAUCAGGUGGUACUCAUGUUCAACCUGAAGUCCUCACCUAUCGCCGGGGAGCUGAUGUUCGUAGAGCGAUACCAAGAGGUAAUCCAGGAGCUGGCCCGCGUAGAACAUAAGAUUGAAAACCAGAAUUCAGAUGGGGGUAACAACACCAUCCGGCGCACUGGCAGUGGGCGCUCAACUCUCCAGGCCAUCGGCAGUGCCGCGGCAGCAGGGAUGGUAUUUUACUCCAUCUCUGAUGUGACUGAGAAGCUCCUUAGCCCCUCUGAAGACCCCAUCCCCACGCUCCAGGAGGAUUUUUGGAUAAAUGCUACUCCCAUGGAGACCACCACGCCUCUUAGAGAAGUCCUAGAAGACCUCAGUCCUCCUGCCAUGGCUGCAUUCGACCUAGCUUGCUGCCAGUGCCAGCUCUGGAAGACCUGCAAACAGCUCUUAGAAACAGCCGAGCGGCGACUGAGCAGCAGCCUUGAGAGUCGGGGUCGAAGGCUCGACCAGGUUGUCCUGAAUCCUGAUGGUAUGCGAGGUUUUCCAUUUGUCCUUCAGCAAAUUAGUAAAAUUCUCAGUUACCCACUUAUGCAAACAGGACUUGCAAAAUCAGAGACUCUAGAAGAAAGGGGAGGAGGCGCUCCGAGGAGCAGCAUCUCUGAGCUGCUUCAGAUGUGCUGGCCCAGCCUCACCGAAGACUGCGUUGCCAGCCACACCAGCCUUUCCCAGCAGCUGGAGCAGGCUCUGCAGUCACUGCGAGAGGCAUUAGCGUUGCCAGAGUCCAAGAGUACUCCACUCUCUUGCCUAGUGGAGCAGGCAGCCCAGAAAGCCCCCGAGGCAGAGGCCCACCCCGUGCACAUCCAAAGUCAGCUCCUCCAAAAGACCCUGGGAAGACAGACCCCGGCAGGCCACAGACAGACUGACUAUGUGGGAGCCUUCUUCAGCUACUGUAGCAGCCUGGCUGCCGUCCUCCUCCGGAGUCUGAGCUCCGACCCUGAUCAUGUGGAGGUCAGGGUUGGAAAUCCCUUUGUUCUCCUGCAGCAGAGCUCUUCCCAACUGGUGUCACAUCUCCUGCUUGAAAGACAAGUUCCCCCAGACAGGUUGGCAGCCCUCCUUGCCCAAGAGCAUCUCAACCUAAGUGUGCCACAGGUCAUUGUCAGCUGCUGCUGUGAGCCCCUUACUCUUUGCCUGUCCCGACAAAGCCAGCAGGCCUCAUCCCUCCUGACCCACCUAGGCAUGCUGGCUCGAGAGCACGCCUCUCACCUUCUGGAUGGCCUGCCUCUCUCUACGCUGGGCUCCCCUAGACCAAGCGAGAAUCCCUCAGCAGAGAGAAAGUCUCAUUCCUCCCCAAAGGAUUCACUCCCGGCCUUCACCGCCUCUGCCUUGGCCUUCCUUAAGUCUCGCUCAAAGAUACUGGCCAUGGUGGCCUGCCUACGGACUUCCCGAGGGACAAAGGUCAGCAAGCCCGGCCUGUCUUGGAAGGAACUGCGUGGUCGCAGGGAGGCACCUCUGACUGCAGAGAAGGUAGCCCAGGAGUGUGAGCACCUCCUGGAACAGUUUCCUGUGUUUGAGGCUGCCCUCCUGGCUAAUUGGGAGCCUCUACAGCAAGCCUCUGAGCCAAAACAGAGUCUGGCAGCCAGUCUCUGUGGACAGGCUAAUCUCUCUACUGUGCUUCUGGGCCUACAUUCUUCACUGGCCCUGGACAUACUAACUGAGGCCUUUGAGGGAGCUUUGGUGGCCAGAGAUUGGCCACGGGCCCUUCAACUCAUUGACGUGUAUGGGCAAGACUUGGAUGACCUGAGCAUUGUACAGGAUUCGGUCCUGACCUGUGCUGCUGUGUGUGACAAGGAAGGUUGGCAGUACCUGUUUCCUGUGAAGGAUGCAUCCCUGAGAAGUCAGCUGGCCCUUCGGUUUGUGGACAAGUGGCCCCUGGAGUCCUGCCUGGAGAUCCUGGCCUACUGUGUUUCAGACAUGGCUGUCCAAGAAGAACUGAAAUCUGAGCUGCAGAGGAAGCUAAUGGAGCUGCGGGUCUAUCAGAAGAUCCUAGGUUUACAGGAUCCCCCAGUGUGGUGUGACUGGCAGACCCUGAGGAGCUGCUGUGCUGAAGACCCAUCAGCGGUCAUGGACAUGAUGCUGGACUCACAGGAGUAUGAACUAUGUGAGGAGUGGGGGCGUCUGUACCCCAUUCCAAGAGAGCACUUGGUCAGCCUGCAUCACAAGCAUCUUCUCCACCUGCUAGAAAGAAGCGAGCAUGACAAGGCUCUUCAACUCCUGCAACGAAUCCCUGAUCCCACCAUGUGCCUUGAAGUCACAGAGAGGUCCCUCGACCAGCACCCUAGCUUAGCCACGUCACACUUCUUGGCCAACUACCUCACCUCCCACUUCUAUGGAGAGCUGACCACUGACCGACACCGUGAGAUCCAGGCACUGUACAUGGGAUCUAAGGUUCUUCUGACCCUGCCUGAACAGCACCGGGCCAGCUAUGCCCGUUUGUCCUCCAGCCCUCUGCUCAUGUUAGAGCAACUGCUGAUGAACAUGAAGGUGGAUUGGGCCACCACGGCUGUGCAAACUCUGCACCAGCUGCUGGCUGGGCAAGACAUCGGCUUCACCCUCGACGAAGUUGACUCGUUGCUUUCCAGAUACGCAGGGAAAGCCCUGGACCUCCCAUACCCUCUGAGAGAGAAACGAUCAGCAGAUUCCAUGAUUCACCUCCAGGAGCCUGUCCACCAAGCUUCAGACUCAGAGACCCUGUCUAGGUCAUCGUCAGCUGAGUUCUCCGCGGCUGCUGCUCCUGGAAGUGCCUUAGUCCGUUCCCCCAGUCCCAAGGAGAGAGCGUUCCCUCAGACUCAGCCGCCAGUGGAGUUCGUGCCCCCAGAAACACCCCCUGCCAGGGAUCAGUGGGUCCCAGAUGAGACUGAGAGUGUCUGCAUGGUCUGCUGCAGAGAGCACUUCACUAUGUUCAAUAGGCGUCAUCACUGUCGCCGCUGUGGGCGCCUAGUGUGCGGUUCCUGCUCCACUAAGAAAAUGGUGGUGGAAGGCUUCAGAGAAAACCCCACCCGCGUCUGUGACCAGUGCUACAGUUACUACAACAAAGAUACACCAGAGGAGAGCCCAUGCCAGUCAGAAGUUCCAGACAGCGCUAAAAAUGAAAGCCCUCCAUAUUCAGCUGUGGUGAGAGUCCCCAAAGCCACCGAGGUGGAAUGGAUCUUGAGUCUAAGUGAGGAAGAAAAUGAACUGGUGCGCAGUGAAUUUUACUAUGAGCAGGCCCCCAGCGCUUCCCUGUGCAUUGCCAUCCUGAACCUCCACCGAGACAGCAUCGCCUGUGGUCACCAGCUGAUUGAGCACUGCUGCAGGCUGUCCAGGGGCCUCACCAACCCAGAGGUGGACGCCGGGCUGCUUAUAGACAUCAUGAAGCAGCUACUCUUCAGUGCCAAGAUGAUGUUCGUCAAGGCUGGCCAGAGCCAGGACUUGGCUCUUUGUGACAGCUACAUCAGCAAGGUAGAUGUCCUGCAUCUUUUAGUCGCUGCUGCCUACCGCCAUGUACCAUCUUUAGAUCAGAUCCUGCAGCCAGCCGCAGUAACCAGGCUGAGGAACCAGCUCCUGGAAGCUGAGUACUACCAACUGGGCGUUGAGGUCUCUACAAAGACAGGGCUUGAUUCCACAGGAGCAUGGCAUGCCUGGGGCAUGGCCUGCCUCAAAGCUGGGAACCUCACUGUUGCAAGGGAGAAGUUCACUCGCUGCCUGAAGCCUCCUUUGGACCUGAACCAAUUGAGUCAUGGCUCCAGGCUCGUCCAGGACGUGGUCGAGUACCUGGAGUCCACAGUGAGACCCCUCGUUUCCUUGCACAGUACACCGUGCCCGGAGGUUUGCUCACUCUCUUUUUCCUGCCAGCAAGAUGAUGACUACUUUGCCACCUUGAGGGAACUGGAAGCCACCCUGCGAACCCAGAGCCUCUUGCUGGAGGCCAUUCCGGAGGGGAAGAUCAUGAACAACACCUACUACCAAGAAUGUCUCUUCUACCUGCACAACUACAGCACCAACCUGGCCAUCAUCAGCUUCUACAUGAGGCAUAACUGCCUCCGGGAAGCCCUGCUGCACCUGCUCAACAAGGAAAGUCCUCCAGAAGUCUUCAUAGAAGGCAUUUUCCAGCCGAGCUAUAAAAGCGGGAAGCUACACACUUUGGAGAACUUGCUGGAAUCCAUCGAUCCGACCUUGGAGAGCUGGGGAGCCCACCUGAUCGCCGCCUGCCAACAUCUGCAGAAGAACAGCUACUACCACAUCCUGUACGAGCUGCAGCAGUUUAUGAAGGAUCAAGUCCGGGCUGCCAUGACCUGUAUUCGGUUCUUCAGUCACAAAGCAAAGUCAUACACAGAGCUGGGAGAGAAGCUGUCAUGGUUGCUUAAGGCCAAGGACCACCUGAAGAUCUACCUCCAAGAAACGUCCCGCAGCUCCGGAAGGAAGAAAGCCACCUUCUUCCGGAAGAAGAUGACUGCGGCUGAUGUGUCCAGGCACAUGAAUACGCUGCAGCUGCAGAUGGAAGUGACCAGAUUCUUACAUCGCUGUGAAAGCGCUGGGACCUCUCAGGUCACCACCCUGCCCCUGCCAACACUCUUUGGAAACAACCACAUGAAAAUGGAAGUUGCCUGCAAGGUUAUGCUGGGAGGGAAAAAUGUGGAAGAUGGUUUUGGAAUUGCAUUCCGUGUUCUGCAGGACUUCCAGCUGGACGCUGCUGCGACCUACUGCAGAGCUGCCAGGCAGUUGGUUGAGAGGGAAAAAUAUGGUGAGAUCAGACAGCUGCUCAAGUGUGUUAGUGAGUCAGGCAUGGCAGCCAAAAGCGACGGUGACACCAUCCUCCUCAACUGCCUGGAAGCCUUCAAGAGAAUCCCGCCUCAGGAGCUGGAGGGACUGAUCCAGGCCAUCCACAGCGAUGACAACAAGGUUCGGGCCUAUCUGACAUGUUGCAAGCUACGUUCUGCCUACCUGAUUGCUGUGAAGCAAGAACACUCGCAGGCCGCCGCCCUCGUCCAGCAGGUGCAGCAGGCUGCCAAAAGCAGUGGGGAUUCUGUAGUGCAGGACAUCUGUGCUCAGUGGCUUCUGACAAGCCACUCUCGAGGUGCCCAUGGCUCAGGCUCCAGGAAGUGACCCUGGGCUGCAGAACCUGGAAACCAUAGCCUGGGAACUAUGGCGACAGGCACAAUACCACACAAUGCCCUCCCUCUCCGUCUUCCUGUGGAGUGGGACUUUAUGCGCCUGACCCAGGUCGGAGUGAGCAAGUUGGACCGUUCUUGCCUGAGUGGGCAGGAAUAGGUCCUUUCACACAAGUGCCAUGUAAAAUUGUAGACUCUGUGUUUGUCUGGAGAUAGCCACUUCUUUCUACCUCAGAGUGACUGUGCGUGCGCAUGUGUGCACAUCCGUGUGCAUGCUCCUGUGCACUUGUGUUUACGCCCAAGCAUUUUCUGAACAAAUGAGACUCCUCCAUUGAAGAGAGGCGCUUUACUUCCUGCUUUGUGCUGGUCUGAAGACCUUCGGUAUGUUUGGUUCUUGUCCUAGGUCGGCCUGUUCGUGCACAGUUUCCCCUCUAUGCAGACAUACAUGGUCCUCCUAACAGGAGGGGUCAACAGAAUUACAGAGCAAUGCCAAAAAGGUUGCUUCUGCCCAAAAUUCAGAGAGAAUGUUAGAAGCAUGGCUGUGGAAGAUGGCAGCCUUCCCCGUCACACCUCUCGCAAGCACAAGGUUUUCAAGUGCAGACAUCUGAAAGCUCUGGCAGUGGUAUAAAGUCAGAUCUGGGAAGGUGAGGCCAGGCCCCUUCACAUUCAUUCAGAAGGAAGGAAAAGGCAGACCUCUCUGAGCACAAAGCUGGCUCUUGCCAGUAUCCCUGCUGCAGGAUUGAUGUGUAAGGACACAUGGCUUUUUCUUUCAGAGGCUGGGGAGAGAAAUGGUAGCCAGGAUCAUUGGGACUGAGUGAAUGCUAGUCUCUACCUGUUUGCAUUCCAUUCCCGUUUGUACCUCUUGAAUUAGUUAAGAAACCAUUUCUCCAUCUCUCGUGCUCCCUGUCUGGUCUCCUCAGGGACACAGGGUGGAUACCUAAGGUGAGCUGGUGCUGAGAGAGAGGGUCUGCAUUUUAGUGACUGAUUUGCAAAUGAGAGCCCUAAAGAAAGGCCUGUGGCCCCAAGUCUCCCACCAGCCAGAGCUCAGCCUAUUGUCUCCCCUUUGCUGCCAAGGCAACAGGAACUGGAAACUGAAGUCAGUGUCUCUGGUGCUUAGAAACCCUCUUCGUUUCUUCUGAACCAAGAUUUUCUUAAUUAACAGCUGUUAAUGGACAUCUGUCAGAUUCCAGGCUUUGGUCCUAAUAGAGAAGAAAGGCUGAAGCAGAAACCUAGCUCACUUAAGGCUGAGGUCUGACAGUGCCUUUCCUUCCUGACGCAUAGAACACACCACAGCUCACAGGAACCCCCAUUGCCUGAGGUCUGCUUACACUCAAGGCUGUGUAUGUUUGCACUGAACAUAAGCACUUUACACAACUGGGUUGGAAGUCUUGCAGCCCUCGAUUUAGGAUGUCAUUACCAGAUUUCCCUGACUAUCUUCUAACUUGAAUUGUAAAAUAGGUGGACCAUUGACCAGGUUAACAGAGAAAAGACUGCAGACCUAAGACAUUAUACUGUGGUCUCCUGAAAAGCAACAAUAAUAUCAAAGCAGUUGUACAUGUUGAGGGGUUGUUUGUCCUCCUACAACCAAGCCACAAUAAACUGCCUAUCCCACCUA